Messenger RNA from Vespa mandarinia (Asian giant hornet), 2657 nucleotides. Its product is annotated as melanization protease 1. NCBI's taxonomy places the organism in Eukaryota, Metazoa, Arthropoda, Insecta, Hymenoptera, Vespidae. The record is from RefSeq and is a predicted model, not a curated record. Gene Ontology annotation, molecular function: serine-type endopeptidase activity. Gene Ontology annotation, biological process: proteolysis.
GUGGGAGACACUAGUUGACCAUGGCUUCAGUCCCUCAUCGUUUGCGGUGUCAGUUGAUGCUCAGACUUCCAGCAUAGCGACAAGAUUUGCGGUUCAUCAACGUUAUACGUGGAUACGAAAUUUUCUGUUUGCUUUUAAUCGUUUAAUAAAGAUUCGAUAUUAAGAAUGUAUUCCUUUGUUGCUAUGAUUGCUAUCUUCUAUGUAUCAACGUUUAGUACCGUCGAUGCGCAAUUUCCAAGACAAUCUGAUUGCAAUACGCCAAAUGAAAUUGCUGGAAAUUGUAUUACAAUCCGUCAAUGUAUACCAUUAUUGACUAUGCUUCAAGAGAAGCCUCUCCGACCGGAAACCGUGGAUUAUCUAAUACGAUCUCAAUGUGGCUUCGAAGGCAAAGAUCCUCGUGUAUGUUGUCCUCUCUCUACUGUCGAAUCAAAUCGAAUCAGUCAACCUUCUUAUCCGGGGACUGUACCACCUACAGAAGAAAAACAUAGUGCAUUAGAAAAAACAGACGAUCCCGUCAGCAAUUUACUUGAUAAUCCUUUAUUACCAAGCGAAUGCGGAAAAAGUUUGAUACCUCGAAUCAUUGGAGGACAACGUACUGCUCUUGAUGAGUUUCCAUGGAUGGCUCUGUUGGAAUAUCAACAUCCAAGAGGACGAACUACUGCCUGCGGAGGAGUUUUGAUUAACGAACGUUAUGUACUUACUGCUGCUCAUUGCAUAAAGGGUAAGGAUUUACCACCAACGUGGACGUUAACAAGCGUACGAUUAGGCGAAUACGAUACCUCCUCCGAUAAAGAUUGCAUUCAAGAGGAAGACGAAGUUAUAUGCUCCGAUGAUCCGAUCACAGUAGGCAUCGAAGAACAAAUUGCUCAUGAACAAUACAGACCAUUGUCGAAAGAUCAGAAAUAUGAUAUCGCAUUAUUGAGAUUGUCAAGGAACAUCGUCUCGACAAAUUAUAUAAAGCCAAUUUGUUUGCCACGAACUCCUUCAUUUGGUCAAAAAAUGUACGUAGCAGGUUGGGGUAAAACGGAAUACAAUUCGUCUUCGGACUUUAAGCUAAAACUAGCAUUACCUUUGACCGAUAAAAAUGAUUGCGAUAGAACUUAUAAUCAAGUUGGUAUCAGGCUCGGUUUCGGACAAAUUUGUGCCGGUGGUCAGAAAGGUAAAGAUUCAUGUAGAGGAGAUUCAGGUGGACCACUCAUGUCUGUUGAAAAUUCAUCUAACGGUAAUGGAAUAUGGGCAGCCGUAGGAGUUGUAUCCUUUGGUCCUACACCCUGUGGUAUGCCUGGUUGGCCUGGUGUUUAUACUAAAGUUUAUGAUUUUGUUCCAUGGAUAACUAGUAAGAUAAGGUCUUAAGAAAACUAUUAGAGGGAUUUUGUACUUUCUCUAAAUUUAAAAGCCAAAAUGAUGAAUACGAUAGUACAUGCUUUAUACAUCACAGCAUUAGUGCCAUUUUUCACGUACACGAAUGCACAGGAAAGAUGUGUGACGCCUACGAAAAGCAGUGGUAUUUGUAUGAACAUAAAUAAUUGCACAUAUAUUGUUAACAUUUUAAUAAAUCAAAAGCCUUUAACACAAGAAAUUAUUGAAUUUCUAAGAGCAUCGCAAUGCGGUUUCGAGGAUAGGAUUCCAAAAAUUUGCUGUUCUGAUCAAAUGACAACAUCUGUUACUUCUACGGAUUUAUAUGUCGAUGAAUUUACCGAUCCUCCGGAUGUAUCAAACCAUCCAAAUUUACGAAUCUUAAACCACGAUAUAUGUGGUCCUCUAACUAAAAGUAGAAUCAUUGGUGGCAACAAAACUAGUGUCUUUGAUUAUCCGUGGAUGGCUCUUCUCGCUUACUCCACAGGGAGACAAAAUCGGGAUUUUCGAUGCGGUGGUUCCUUGAUUACUAAACGAUAUAUCCUUACAGCUGCCCAUUGUGUUAGCUCUUUACCUAGCGAAUUAACGCUAGUAGGAGCGAGAAUAGGAGAGCAUGAUCUUAGAACGGAACGUGACUGUGAUAAAGAUGAAAAUGGGACGGAAGUAGCUUGUGCGGAGAAAUAUCAAGAUUAUGAUAUUGAAAGUACACACGUUCAUCCGGGAUACACGAGAACAAAACUUCAAAAUGAUAUCGCCCUGAUACGAUUGAACGGCGAUGUUGAUUUCAGACCUAGAAAUGUUAAACCAAUCUGUUUACCAAUCAGUAAUACUGGAACACUUCCGAGAAAGUUGAUCGUCACAGGCUGGGGAGCGACAGAACUUGGAACGCGAAGCAACGACCUGUUGCAGCUUGGUCUGACACCGAUAGCCACGGAAGAAUGCAAAGAGAUUUAUAAGACUAAAGCUGAAAUUUGGUACAAACAGUUAUGCGCUGGUGGAAAAAAAAAUAUGGAUUCUUGUUUUGGAGACAGUGGUGGACCUCUUCAAGCGCCUGGAUUAUACAAUAAUAACGCUCGAUUCAUUCAAUAUGGGGUUGUCAGUUUCGGAUUGAAAAACUGCGGUACAGAAGGUUUCCCAGGCGUUUAUACUAACGUUAGAUAUUAUAUAGAUUGGAUUUUAAAUACUAUAAGGAAUUAAUUUAAUCGAUUACAUAUUAUUUUGUACUUUUUUAUUAAAGUUUUUUUUUGUAAUAGUAACACUGGUGUUGUUACAACAAAUUAGAAGAAAUUAUUCCUAUUUAA